AAUGCAAAAAGGAACAAGUUAUCACUUUGCUUCCGGCCAAGAAGACAUCAAGUCUGAGUUGAAGAGUUUUGUAGUUCUCCUCAAGCAGCUUUUUUUCAGUUAGUUUAAAAAAAUGAGGAAACGGCUCAUUCAGGUAUUUGGCUUCUUGAUCUCGUCAUUGGGAUGGCUGUUUGUGCUGUGUACCAUGGCCAUGGACUACUGGAGGAUCAGCCAAAUUGGAGGACAAGGAGGCUCCUUCAUCAUCAAGGUGGCCUGGUACUGGUCCAACUUGUGGAAGGACUGUUUCACCGAUUCCACAGCAAUAACAAACUGCAGAGACUUCGCAGUGCUCUGGAGUGUCACCCCGUACAUCCAGGGAGUGCGGGGCCUAUUAAUGUGCGGUCUAACUCUUGGAUUCUUUGCUGUUGUAUUCUGCUUUGCUGGGAUGGAGUGCACUUACAUAGGUGGAGCUGAGAAAACUAAGGACAAAUUGGUUUUUGCUGGAGCCGUCUUUCAUGUGGCUGGUAGUGUGUCAGAUCUCGCUGCCUACUGCUUAUACAUCAACAGGAUCGCCAGAACUGCCUUUGCUGCUAGUUUAGCACCUGGAGUUUUAAGGUAUGACCUCGGACCCCCCAUAUUUCUCGGAUUAGUCGGGUGUUUCCUCAUUAUCUUGGGGGCUGUGCUCUACGCUGCAACAGUCUACCAAAUAAUCUUCCCUGAAAGUAAAGUGAUAUACGCCUAUGGCUCCCGCACAUACAUGGACCCCCGCUCCAGAGGAAGAUCCAUGUACACCGGAUACUACAGACCCUCCAGGCAAUACGGAUAUUACAUGGGCUCAGGAAAAUCUAGCAGCUCCAAGAUCUCUAAUAUUUCUCAGACGACGCCGGAGAAACUGUCACAAAGAGAUGCAUUUGUGUAGAAGUUCAAACAUCUUUUUUAUAUACUGUUCUGUACAUAGAGUUUUAUUCUAACACUGUCUCUGCUUUGUCUUUACUGCACACUAGUACUUCUUGCAUUUUUGUAUCCGUUCCUUUCAGCUUGUAGCCAUGGACCAGCAGCUAAAUAUGCACAAAAUACACCAACUUUUGUUUACUAUUCCACUUAUUUACCUUGUGAAUGUAACUAAGCUACACUCUCAAAAAUAGAGGUACGAGAUCAGAACAUUUAUGUACCUAUAAGUAUAUUUUUUAAGAAUGUUCUCUCAAAAGCACAAUAUUGGUCUUUAGGAGACCAGAAUUGCACCUUUGGACUAU
This is a messenger RNA of Sphaeramia orbicularis (orbiculate cardinalfish), 1232 nucleotides long. RefSeq names its product claudin-10-like. The record is from RefSeq and is a predicted model, not a curated record. NCBI's taxonomy places the organism in Eukaryota, Metazoa, Chordata, Actinopteri, Kurtiformes, Apogonidae. Gene Ontology annotation, molecular function: structural molecule activity. Bases 113 to 898 code for a protein of 261 amino acids. The transcript has 5 exons. Gene Ontology annotation, cellular component: bicellular tight junction; membrane.